GCUAUUUCAGAAAUACUUCCCCUUCUACCCCAUUUCCUCAUCUUCCUCCGCCAAGAGACCCCACCGACACAAACCAAAGCCAUGACCUCGUCGAUUCAAAAGCGCGACAUCAUCACGUCCAGCUCGACCUCGUUCGGGCUCAAGGUCGGUGCCGGCACCGCCGCCGUGGCAGGUACCCUCGUCGCGGCCGCGCACCAGUACUCGCCGACGUUUCGCGCUCGGCUGGGGGUGAGUGGCAAGGUGGGUCUGGUCGUCAUGGCGGGCUUGUCGUCGUUCACAAUUGCCGCGGAAACCGACUUGCUGCGAGGCAGUCGCAACCCAGACAAGUACAUUUCAGACCUCCAAGGCGGUCCCGCCGCUGCCAAAGCCGAACUAUCGUCUUCCAAGUCGCUACCACUGCACCAGCAGCUGGGCAACUACGUCCACGACUACCCAUUCCGCACCAUCGCAUGCACCGCCGUGCCGAUGGUGGGGCUCAUCUUCCUCGACCAGAACCGGAACCCGAACAUCCAGUUCUCCCAGAAGAUCAUGCACACGCGCAUCUACGGCCAAGUCACGAGCGUCGUGCUGCUCCUGAGCACCAUGGCCAUGUACGAUUACAUGUCCCGUCGAGGCCGCUUUGAGUAGACUCAUAAACCGCCACUUCACUUGCAUAUACUUAUAUUUUAAAUACAUUUCUACCCUUGUUUGUCGUGCA
This is a messenger RNA of Aphanomyces astaci, 697 nucleotides long. RefSeq lists its product as hypothetical. The coding region runs from base 82 to 627 and encodes 181 amino acids. Lineage: Eukaryota; Oomycota; Saprolegniomycetes; Saprolegniales; Verrucalvaceae. The record is from RefSeq and is a predicted model, not a curated record. The transcript has a single exon.